Messenger RNA from Rosa chinensis, 1568 nucleotides. RefSeq lists its product as uncharacterized. NCBI's taxonomy places the organism in Eukaryota, Viridiplantae, Streptophyta, Magnoliopsida, Rosales, Rosaceae. Bases 127 to 1341 code for a protein of 404 amino acids. The record is from RefSeq and is a predicted model, not a curated record. The transcript has 4 exons.
CAAAAGGGGUAGGGGAGUUGGAAUUCACAUGAAGCUUAAUUGGGAAGGAGGCAGGGGCAGCAGAGCAGUGAGUUUUGGGUUAGAGUAGCGAGUAGCGAGUAGCGCAGCGAAGUCCCAUUGGGCAAAAUGGCUUUUCUGUUCAACAAGUUUCAGGAGGCUGUCAAAGUUCUUGCGAAAAAUUCCCCUAUGCUUGCCAAGAAUCCUAGGAAACUACAAUUUGAGGCAGAUAUUAACCGCCUUUUCCUAUAUACCAGCUACAAUCGCUUGGGAAAGGACGCUGAUGAGGCAGAUGUGGACGAGAUUAUUGACAUGGCUAAUAGAGCCUCUGUUGAUGAUCAACAGAAACAAGUCCAAGAAAACAUUCAUCUUCAAAUUAAAAGCUUCUGCAUGUCUAUGGAUGAACUUCUUCUACCUGAUGUAAAGAGCACAAAUGAGGUCACUGAAUCACCUAAACAAUCAAAUGCUACUCCUCAACGAAGUGGACUUAGUUUAGCUAUUGGCAGGAACAGACCAGGAGAUAAACAUCCUGAUGUGCCUGAGACAAGGCCAUUAGAACGCGCUGAUGUAUCUCAAAAAUUGAAAGAUCUCAUUGGCUACACUCUCGAUAUCAAACCUUCUCAGAUACCCCAUAAGGAAGCAGGCCAAGGUUUAUUUUUAAAUGGUGAAUGUGAUGUUGGUGCUGUGGUGGCUGUGUACCCUGGUGUAAUAUACUCCCCAGCAUAUUACCGUUACAUUCCUGGAUAUCCAAGAGUUGAUGCACAGAACUCAUAUCUGAUCACAAGGUAUGAUGGAACUGUGAUCAAUGCCAAACCUUGGGGUUCUGGGGGUGAAACACGUGAUUUCUGGGAUGGGUUAACAGUACCAGAGAUCAGACCUAAUAUGCAAGGAGAUGAGAAAGGUUCAGAUCGGCUCUUGAAGCUCCUAAGUAAGCCCUUGGAUGGCAGGCGACUGGGAAAGAGUGGCGACAUUAUAGAGCGGAGGAACCCUUUAGCUUUGGCUCAUUUUGCCAACCACCCUGCAAAGGGUGUGGAGCCGAAUGUAAUGAUUUGCCCUUAUGACUUCCCAUUAACCGAAAAGGAAAUGAGAGUUUAUAUUCCGAAUGUAGUUUUUGGAAACGCAGAAGAAGUGAAGAUGAAGAAAUUUGGGAGCUUUUGGUUGAAACUUGGGAGUUCAAGAAAUAGCGGAUCAGAUGUUCCUGUUUUGAAGACCCUUGUUAUGGUAGCUACAAGGGCACUUUGUGAUGAAGAAGUGCUUUUGAACUACAGGUUGAGCAACUCUAAGCGUCGGCCAGAGUGGUAUAGUCCAGUCAAUGAGGAGGAAGACCGAAGAAGGUGGAGCUAAGCUUCGUUAAAAAGUUUGGUAUUUAUGUUAUCUGUAUUAUAUUCAUGGUUCAUUGUGACCGUGAGACUUUUAAGUUGAAAAGAAUAGCUGCAUAUUAGGUUAGCACGUGGAAUUUGAGUUAUGUGGAACACCGGAAGAGAAAUUUUGCUUGUGGCAUCUAUCGUAUUUAGGGAAAUCAGUAAAGUUUCCAUUUUCAGACGCAACAGAAUAAAGUAUUUGACAGUGAA